This is a messenger RNA of Mobula hypostoma (lesser devil ray), 2788 nucleotides long. It is a transcript of the gene cebpb, whose product is annotated as CCAAT enhancer binding protein beta. The record is from RefSeq and is a predicted model, not a curated record. Gene Ontology annotation, molecular function: RNA polymerase II cis-regulatory region sequence-specific DNA binding; DNA-binding transcription factor activity, RNA polymerase II-specific. Lineage: Eukaryota; Metazoa; Chordata; Chondrichthyes; Myliobatiformes; Myliobatidae. The transcript has a single exon. Gene Ontology annotation, biological process: regulation of transcription by RNA polymerase II; DNA-templated transcription. Bases 613 to 1527 code for a protein of 304 amino acids.
UCUCCCACUGUUAUCCCGCAGGGUUACUUACCCAAUCUACACGAUGUUCCGCCUCAGAAAAGGGCACUUUACUGAAGCAACAGAUCUCAGCAGUGUACAGUGACGAGGAGUCAAGCUGUUAGUAAGUGAAUCUAACCUGCGAUAAUUAAAAGCUGUUUUAUUUAUGGGCCAAUCCACAACUAACAGCAGGCGACUGAGUACAAUCAAAGAGUUUAUAAAGUGGGCCCAAUCUUCUCUCAUCUUAACGAGAUUUGUAAAAAAAAACUCAACCGAUAUCAGGAAUAAUGAUGCAUCUUAAACGUCGGCGUCACGUCUCCUUGACUCUGGCAGAUGAGUGAGUACGAAAAAAAAGGCUGGAGGUGAAGGGCGCCAGUUGACGUCAAUGGGAGAUAUAAAUACCAGAAGUGGCGAGCAUUUCAACAGUUCAAAACCUCAGAACGAGUAGUUUGCAACCGGCCGGACUGCAUUGUAUCUUCGCUGCCCUAGAGGCACAGAGAGACUCGAGUUUAGCCGGUGCUUUGAAAGUGUAACUUGUUGCUCAGCUUUAAAUAUUAUUAUUUUUUUGCGAAGGGUUGGCAACCCCUUCUUUCAGUAUUCGCAACCACGGCUUUCAUGCAAAGUCUGGCCGGUUGGGACUCGCGUUGCGACUCGCCAUGUUUCCAAACAGGUCAGACUUACACUAAUUUGAUGGAAGUGGCCAAUUUCUACGAGUCGGACUGUUCCCUGAACAAGUUGCACCGCGACCGGUCAAUGACAGAUCUGGGCAUCGGAGACAACGAGAGUGCCAUCGACUUCAGCCCUUACAUCGACCCGGCCACAGCCUCAGCAGCAGGGGGCAACUUUGAGCUCCACGGGGACCUUUUGACGGAUAUUAUGCUGUCAGACGACUACAAGAAGAAAUCGCUGCCCGACUACAACGCCUACUUGUCCCUGAUGCGCAACUCGUCAGGCGGCGCCCGGCACCAGGGCAGUAUCCUGAGCUGCACGCCUCAGUUCCUGGAGACGCGGCUGGAACCGGUGUUCGAGCAGAGUUUGGAAUCAAAAGGCGGCGUGAAGCAAGAGUCCAGAGACGAAGAAGGGGCCAUGUCAGCCACGGCUGCCUCCUCGUCCUACGCGCGGUCGCUGCUGCAGUACCAGUGCGUGGCCAGCGGCAGCAACAGCAACUUGUCCACCUCGUCUCUGUCCUCCACGCCGCCGGCCACCCCCAACUCCGCAGAAUCCAACCGGGGCACGGCGGCAGCGGCGUCGGGAGCCAGCGGCGGCAAGAGCAAGAGCAAGAAGACGGUGGACAAGCACAGCGACGAGUACCGGCUGCGGAGGGAGAGGAACAACAUCGCGGUGAGGAAAAGCAGGGACAAGGCCAAGAUGAGGAACGUGGAGACGCAGCAUAAAGUGCUGGAGCUCAGCGCCGAGAACGAGCGGCUGCAGAAGAGAGUGGAACAGCUGAGCCGAGAGCUGACCACCCUGAGGAACUUGUUUAAACAGCUCCCGGAGCACACCCUGCUCAGUGCAUCGGGCAACUGCUGACAGCCGGUCGAUAUUUAUAGUGGCUGUUUAUUAAAGGACACCAAGUGGCCUUUGUGACUUUUGCAAAGGAGUUAAUUAAGGACUCUUUGUAUAUAAAGGACUUUAUUAGUGUUUACAGCUCAUUUCCGUAACCCGAGGUAGUAGAUCGUUUAAAUGACCUCGACUCUGCGUUUGGAACUGCAGGGGGAGGGAUAAAUGACCUUAAUUAAAAGAAGCAGUUGGCUUACAUCUAUAUAUGUAUAUACAUCUUAAUGUAUGUAAAGUGAUGCCAGGCUUAACUGUGCCUGCUCAUUCGAAACACAUGAUGCAACGCCGUAUAACUUGCCAAGUAUGAGAUUCAUUUGUAAUGGUCAGAUGUCAGGUUUGUUAUUACAGAUGUCUGGGGUUUUCUCCCCAACACUAGGAAACAGUUUUAUUUCUUUAUCAGAUUACAUUUGUAUGCAGAGAUUGAAUUUUCUGCUCCCGUUAAGACGCGUGAACGCAUUACUGUUGAUCUUUGAGAUUAGCUUUUUUAAAAAAAAAGUAUUAUUUUGACAGGAUAUGCCUGAACUGCCGUUUUGUAACCUUGUCGGUGGCUCCUCCCGUUCUUCUCAGUGACGGGUGAGAUCGUUGCUGCUGGCUGGACUUCAUCUCUUUUGCAUUUUAUACUAGCUCCUCUUCCCUUUUUAUUAAAAAAAGAAGCUAUAUAUUUCAGACGUGAUUUGUUGUGGAGAGGAAAUGUUUUCAACAGUUUAAAAAAAUUGUCCAGCGCCGAACUGUUUCCAUUUGAAUUGCGUCACUCCAGCAGUGACUCAGCAUGUAAGUGUUUUGGAGAACAUUUUAUUCUGUUCAACACUUGAAUUGGGUACAAUGUUGGGAAAAAUAAUGGUACAGAGUUAUUUACACUUUAGAAUCAUGUGGUGAUUGUAGACUAAAAGCUGCAGUAUCUUCUUUCCAACCAGUUUUAAUAAAUUCCAAACCAGUCCAUGCAGGUGACCCUGGUGGUUGUAAAGUAGGGAUGUGCGGAUUGUUGCAGGUAUUGCAAGCUGCAAAAUAAUAUUCCAAGUAACAGAAGUUCAUUUAAGGGACCAGCUGUACGGUUAAAAGUUAAUUUUAUUGUACUUCAAAAUAACCUGGAAACGGGAUGCUUCAGCACGAGUCAAUGUUGAUUGUGGGUCAGAGAAAUAACAGAUUAUUUUUAAAAAAAUAAAAAAUAUUGUAUUUAUUUUUCUUUUUGAAAUUUUAAUAAACAUGGAAUUAAAUCAUUUUUAGUGCAAAUCAA